Molecule: messenger RNA, 7687 nt
Organism: Galleria mellonella (greater wax moth)
Lineage: Eukaryota; Metazoa; Arthropoda; Insecta; Lepidoptera; Pyralidae
Product: lachesin-like
Exons: 11
Coding region: 388-1647 (419 amino acids)
Cellular component (GO): neuron projection
Source: RefSeq, a predicted model, not a curated record
UCUGUCUAACUGCGAUCAAAUUUCGAUCUUACUAUGUAACGAACUGGAUCCUUUCAGAGGUACGUUCGGUAGAGGCGGGUGGCUGUAGAGAGACACCAGUGCCUCGCCGGUCGCCGCGGGCUGCGCGCGUCCUGUCCUAUUACCGUACUUUUUUCAUCCGACAAAAGUUUCGAACUUUCCGACAGCGUUCCGAAAUCGUAUGUGCUUUAGCAAUGGAUGCUGUUCUGUUCUUCUUAUGCUGAAGUAACGAUUUAGUGCUCAAAGGAUUUGUGGAAGACAAUUUUUUUGGGAGAUACAAUUCCUUUCGGAGAUAUGAAAAGAAACUAAAUGGAAGACGGUCGAAGGCAUUCAAACGACACUGGUUGGUGAACAUGCUACACUCCUAAGAUGAGCGGGAGACGAGGGCCGUGCAAGAGCUUCGCCAUCAGCGUCAUACAGAUCAUCACAAUUAUAUGCCAAGUGUUAACAGAGGAGCCCCGUUUCGCCGAGCCAAUACCCAACGUCACCGUGGCACUCGGCAGAGAUGCCAGUCUACCGUGCGUGGUGGAGCAUCUUGGUACAUAUAAGGUGGCGUGGAUCCACAUCGAUCGUCAGAUGAUCCUGACGAUCCACAGGCAUGUCAUCACACGGCUGGCGAGGUUCAGCGUAUCCCAUGACAACGCCAUGACGUGGCUACUGCACGUGAGUCAGGUGCAGCAAGAGGACCGCGGCUACUACAUGUGUCAAGUUAACACCAACCCCAUGAUCAGCCAAGUCGGAUACCUACAAGUAGUUGUACCACCAAACAUCUUAGACGAGGAAAGCACACAGUCAGCGGUGGCAGUGCGAGAGAACCAAAACAUCAGCUUGGUGUGUAAGGCUGAUGGGUUCCCAGCACCCAAAAUCAUGUGGAGAAGAGAAGAUGGACAGCCUAUAUCCGUCGAUAGAAGGAAGAAAGUGACAGUGUACGAGGGCGACACACUCAGCUUGCAGCGUAUAAGCCGCACUGAGAUGGGGGCGUACCUGUGUAUCGCCACCAAUGCUGUGCCGCCCUCCGUGUCUAAAAGGAUCAUCGUUGACGUCGAAUUUUCACCAAUGAUCUGGGUGCCGAACCAGUUGGUGGGAGCGCCAGCUGGCACCGAUGUCACAGUGGACUGCCAUACUGAGGCCCAUCCACGCGCCAUUUCGUACUGGGUCUAUGAUAACGUUAUGGUGCUACCUACUAGGAAAUACGCCAUUAACACUGAAGAGAAUUCGUAUAGAGCACACAUGAAACUAACGGUACGGAACCUUCAGACCGGUGACUUCGGCAACUAUCGGUGCAUCUCGAAAAAUUCUCUCGGUGAAACAGAAGGUUCUAUCAGAUUGUACGAGAUACCCAUGCCGUCUACAUCACCGAAGGCUACAGAAAUGAAGAGUAACGCAAAUAAAGAGAGCGCGCGCCGGGCGAACGUUAGUCGCGCAGUGCAGCGGCCAGAGGUCAGUGCUGGCACUGAGCGGCCGAGCGUGGUCCGAGCGCAGCUCGACCGAGCGCCCGAUCGCGACGCCGCACACCACGUGUACCGCCAGCCGCACCCGCACCACGUCUCAGGUGCAAAACAAGUACACUGUUGGCGGCAACCCUUCUUAGCUAUCGUCGUGCUAUUUCAAAUGGAUCUCAUAGUUUGAUUUUAUAAAUAAAUCCACUACCUUAUUAUUGCUUUAUUUAACUAACUAAAUCAAUUAUAAAUGUAUUACAAUUUCGUGAAUAGCAAUACAGUACAUACAACACAGUAAUUAAUUCUGUACCUACAUCGAAUAUUUGUUAAAAUAUUAUAAGAGAAACGUACAUACGUAUUUAAUAUUGAAAUGUACACAGAAUUAAUUUUAUUAUUAAUAUUCUUUUAUUAUAUAGAUAGAGUGUCUCCAUACAAAUGUUUCGAAUUCUCGAUUCGGCAUCAACUUUUUCAUACAAUUUUGCGUGAUAAACAGUUAUUAGUGAUUCCUUUAUAACUUCUAUGUUUAUUUUGGUCUUAUAAUUCUUGCGUCUUUUUAAUGCGAAAAAAUUAUUUUAUUUAUUUAUUAAUUAAUUAAAUAUAAACACGUCAAGAUAAAUUGUGUGCGUAAGUAUAUAGAACACUGAUAAAAAAAACAAGUCAACUAAUUUGACAAAAAAUUUACUCGUUUUUAAAAGUCAGUACUCUAUCUGUAUAAUUCAAGCUUUAUGUAUAAUUGUAAACAAAUAAAAUUAUAUUUUAAAAAUUAUUUUGUCUCCAAUUUUCGCCAUUCGAGGUACUGUGUUGUGUAUACAUAUAUCACAAAUAUCGUGUAUAGUACAAAACUUUAUUUGAACGUUACCAAAGAGUUAUUGCUGACUUGUACACGGCGUAGCGUAUUUAAAUAUCAAUAUGUUUUACUCUAGCAUUGUGAAUAUACAGUGAAACAUAUCAUCCUUAAAAUACUUGUGUCAUAUCCUGAAAGAUUGUGAGUGAGAAUUUUAUAUUUAUAUAAAGGAAAGUUAAGUUUACCUUCUGUUGAAGAGAUGAGUAUGUUUCGGUCAUUUACAUACAGUUUUACAAUAAUUACCUAAUCUUAUAAUUUUUUAUUAGAUUAAGAAAAAAAGAAUACACUAGUCAUUGAUUCCUCUUAAUCUCCUAUUGUAUAUUUAAUCACCUAUUUAAUGUAAAAGAUAGUAUAAAUAUUAAAUUAUAAAUAUUUAUAUUUAUAUAUAAUUUUAUACUUAUAUAUAAUUUUAUAUUUAUAAUAUAUUUUUUUGUCUUUUAUGCCAUAAAAAUACUGCAGGUCUUAAUCGACAUUUACUCAUCUCUUUAAAUUAAAAAUACGAAUACUUCGUAAGAUUAAUAUUAAUAGAAUUUUAUUAAUUUUAAUUAAUUUAUUAUUAAUAAACGGUGCCGCCAAAAUUUGGCUAACUUUUUUUUAUAUUGAAAGUUUGUUUAGAAACCCUCACGAAAGAUGUUUUCAAAGUAUGAAAAUUUCAUGUUAGUUUCCAACUCUUUUGGUACUGUUAACUUGUGGAGUGUGAGUUGGGAGUGUAUUAUUAUGAAUGCAAAUUUUAUCACUAGAACCAGCUAAUAACGUCCCACCAUUGGGCAAAGAUCUCUCUCUCUCUGUAUGAUUAUAUGAGAGGAUUUAAUUGCAGAUGACUUGUUAUAUAAUUAUAUUUCAAGUAAAUUAUAUUUCCUUACGAAAAUGUGACUAUUUAAAAUGCUAUUGAAUAUUUGUAUAAAAUACACGUGGAUCGUGCAUUUUAGUACAUUUUUUUUUCAUUAUCGAUACGUAUUGUAAUAUCACGUAGAUGCGAGAUUUUUUGUCGAAUAUAACGUAAGUACACAUUUUAACUUUGAGAAUGCCGGAUUGACUUAUGCACAUUUGUGUAAACAAUGCUCGAUAGGUAAAAUUCGAGAUUGUUCCAUAUAGUCCAAUAAAAUGAUAUUUAAAAUUAUUUAUUAACUCAUUAACUAUACCGAACUCAUUAAAUAUACGAAGUAUUUGUACGAUUAAAUAAAUUUUUGUCUGUUUAAAAAUUGUCACAAUAUAGUACACCGCUCUAUUCGCUGACAUUGAUGCUCCUUUCCACUUUGGGUGUUGCUGGAAGAAAACUCUAUCAGAGUGAAGCUCGCCUUUGUACAUUUAAUUACCUCUGUCAUAUUCUUAUAACUGGUGUGUACAAUAAAGAAUAAAAUAAAAUAAAUAAAUAACAUUGAGCAAUAAGUAUUGAUUUAUAGUUAUUAUUAAUUAAAUUUUUAGUUUAAAACUAUAACGAAAUGGUUAUAAACUAGUGAAACUGCCUAAUUCACUAGUGCGGCACCGCAUUCUGAUUACUGUAUCUAAUUUUAUCAGGCACGUUUUAUUUUCAUUUAUGUCUUAUAUCGUUAACGUAGGCAUUAAAUAUUAUGUUUAAAUUUAAUCGAAAUAGACAUCCGACUUUUUGUCGCCCGAGUGUCUUGCAACUAGCGACUUUUUACUAUGCAAAUAUCGUCAAACUGUAUAAGACUUAAUUAGAAUUUAACCGAUUAUAUUAUUCUAAUUAUAAUAUUAUGAAUCCUCCUGUCUUUCGACCAUCCCGUUCGGACUAUUUGGUAUUUACAUUAAUUAAUAUCGGAACCUAAAUUCAAAAUCGUAGCUACAAUUUUACUCAAGUGUUGCUAGCUUGAAAUGAAAGUUGAAAAUUAAAACCUAAUUGCCUAAAAAGUGUAACUUUGUUUUAUACCUUUUCUAAAUCAAAUACUUAAUAAAUAUAAUUAUUAAUAAUAUUAAUAAUUAAUUAAAUAACCAGUGGCAUGGACUUCCAUAACACCUAGUUCAGAAAAUAUUUAAUUAAUUAAUGUCAUCUCUGAAUAAGUCGAGCUGAUUACAUUGUGAUACCACAGAAUGUAUAUAAUAUUAACUUGCAAAUCAUUUCAAUAAAUCAAACGAUUUUUGAUGUAUUUUCUACUGUAUUUGAGUUAUAAUUAUUGAUAUGAUGAAAUGUAUAAGCUUUCAUUUGAUAAUAUCAAAAUAAUAAAUAAAUAAACCGCCGUCAGAGGCCGUAUUCGACGGGAUUCGAACCUGCAUUUAAAUAAUCCCGGAUUAACAUUUAAUAGGGUUGCAUUUAAUAUUUCAUAAUUUCCGAGUGCAGGGUAUCCAUUUCAAAUAAUAUAUUCAAACGUCAUUCGAAUUCAAUGUUAUUUUGGCGCGAAUUUUAGUCGCUCGUCUGACAGCGACAACUUGGCCUUGUAAAACUCGGAUAGUUGCGUUAUUCACGACUCGUUAACCCUUACCCCGUUUGGUAAUGGGGUUGCUAUUACCAUUACCAGUCUAAAUUACACACGAUAACGUGCAAUGUCCUUCCAUAGGUACAGAUUGUGUAGUGUAUUUGAGGCGUUUCACAAAAUAUGACAACUGUUAUAAUUUUAAAUACACAACCGGGACUUAACGCGAUGUAAAAGCUUUUACAGGUAAAUAAAUACCUACUCGUACAUGCCUGCUUCUUUAUUGCCGACGUUUCGACGUGGAUUGCACCACGUCGCGGUCACGACUGGACUGAAGUGAGCGGCGUUUUCAUCUUGCAGCUGGCGCAGUCUCUUCGGGUACCGUCACACUGUUACCAUUAUUAUGUAAAGCCACCCAACACACCGCACUCACGGUAUCCACACUGCGUUUAAACUACUUAUCGCAUGUUUUUAAGUAUCGGCAAUAAAGAAGCAGGUAUGUAGGUACUAUUUACCUAUAAAAGCUUUUGCUUCGCGUUAAGUCCCAAAUGUGUAUUUAAAAUAUGUGUAAUCAACGCGAAAGUUUAACAUUAACUGUUAUAAUUUUUUUUAUUUAUUUAUUAUUUAUUUAACUCUUUAUUGCACCAUAAACAAAAAUAUACAAUGACAAUUGAAUAUUUCAAGUGAAAUACAGUAACAUAAAUACAGAAUGAAAUGUAUACAUAAAAGUACAAAAUGCGGUCUAAUCGCUAGGGCAAUCUCUUACAUGUCUGUAUUUUUGGUUAAAGGAGAACAGAUAGAAGUGGGUAGGUGGCGCAGGAGUUUUUUUUUAUAUUUAGUAGUUUAGUAAAACGACUUAGUAGGAAUGUCUUUUAUCAAAAUUGGUCAUUUAAUUUAGAAAUAAUUCUAAAAGUAAUGCCAGUAGUGGAGAAAUUGGGUUGUAACCAUUUGUAUGGGCAUGUGAUACGCAGGGGUGAAAAUGUGGUAAAAGAAGUAUGAAGUAGGGUGUUUUUUUUAUGGAUGAUAAUGAAAUGGUAACACCGCCCACGUUAACAGUAUACACUGGCAAGGCACCAGUGAAAAAUGAUAGGUGAGAAUGAAAAGGCAGGUCAGUUAGUCCAUCGUGACGAAUACACUUGGAAUUCAGCACGAUGAUUUCCAGGGGUGCCACGUGGAGGUCGACCUGAUAGGAUAUAUUGCUAGCAACAGGACUGAUAGUCCGCGUUAUUAACAAUUCUUUCCCCCUCUAUAAAGUAUGGUCGUAAGAGUAGAGGAAGAUGUAAAAAGAGAUGGAUGACUGAGUGACAUGGCAUGAUCAGUAAGGAAAUAAAUGCUAAGAUGGCUGCGAAAAGUGAUGAAUGGAAGAGAAAAAUAUAUUACGCAAUAAAUAGAGUAUAACUUAAUACACUUUAUCAUAAUCUAUUUAUUUAUUUAUUUCAUGCAUUGUUGUUUUUUUUUUUAUAAUAAGUAAUUACUCAACCAAAAGUGUGAUGUGUGAUGUCCCAUUCGUGUUUCAACUGUAAAGCAGUUGUGUUUACAUGGCUGUGUUUCGGUUUGAAAGGUGGGAUCUAGCAGUGAAUUUACAGGAUACAGAGGAAUACCACAUGAGUCCUCAAGAAUGGCAACGCAUGUGGGUUAUCAAGGGCGAAACAGUAUACUCUGUUAUGUCCAUGGUACUGCUCAUGUAUAUGGGCGAUGGUUACCACUUUCCAUCAGGUAGGCCGUCAGCUUGUCUAAGUUGCAUAAAAAAAUACAUGCAAUUAUUGUCAAAGAAGUAAUUUUGCCAUAAAUCUCAAACGAUACAAUUAUGGAUUACUUUUUUAACCGACUUCAAAAAGAAAGGUAGUUCUCAAUUCGGUGAUAUAUAUUUUUUGUUUAUUACCUUAAAAAUCCAGUCGAUUUUGAAAAUUUCUUCAUUUAUCUGAAUGGAUAAAAAUACAGAUUGAUCCCAUAUAAAUUUUAUCAAAGUUGGUUAAGUAGUUAACUAAACUGAUUACUUCAAAUGAAAUUAAUUAGUUUUACCACAAUUAACGUUGUUUUUUUUUGUGAAACUUAAAUUAUUCAUACUUUUAAAUUAGUUCGGAUUUAAUAAAUUGAUAGAGAAUGAUAAAUUUGAGGCUUCCUUUUUCAUAUAAAUAAAAAUAUAUAUAUUUGUCUUUAUAAUCAUGUGCCAAAUCAUAUUGUUCAUCAUUACUACACUUUAAAUUAAUCGCCUAUAAGAAAGGAGGAGUUUCUUUACUCGGCUUUUCUUUUAUACAGGUACAUUUAUGUGAUUAUCCACAACGAUUGUGAAUCGAUUUUAUUUAAUAUUUUUUAAAGAAACCUCUAUACGUAAAUUUUCUUAAAAUUUUAAUAAAAAAUAUGUUUAACAAAGUUUCUUUAUUCGCUUUUACUUUUAUACAUGUAUAUUUACGUAAUUAUCCACAACGAUUGUGAAUCGAUUUAAUUUAAUUAUAGUUUAAUGAAACCUCUAUACACAAAUUUUAUUAAAAUUUUAAUAAAAAAUAAUUUUAACAAAGUUUCUUUAUUCACUUUUACUUUUAUACAUGUAUAUUUAUGUAAUUAUCCGUAACGAUUGUGAAUCGAUUUUAAUUAAUUAUUUUUUAAUGAAAUUUGUGUAUAGAGGAUACACAAAUUUUAUUGAAAUUUUAAUAAAAAUGUCUUUUUAAAGAACUACGAAUAUAAGCCUACGGUUUCACAUUGCAACUCCUGUAUUGUUAUAUUUUUGUUAUAUAAUUUUCAAUUAUACUAUUAUUAAAUGUUACAUAUAGUUAUACAAUGUAAUACAUAAUAUGAAAUGACCCAUUUAGUAUGUAUAAUAACCAAGCUUGCCCCUCACGCUUGUCGAUAAAUUGUAAAUAAUUAAUAUUGCACAAUAAAAAAAAAACGAACUUUUAAACAUUAUAUACCUUAAUAUUUAAUAUUAUUUGUUAAUUAAUCGAUUUAAUAAAAAAAAAUAGGUAAUAAAUGUAUAAAAUUGUAUCUUUUAUUAAAAAUAAGAGAUAUAUUGGAUAGGU